Trichoderma harzianum CBS 226.95 is the source of this 1341-nucleotide messenger RNA. RefSeq lists its product as hypothetical. NCBI's taxonomy places the organism in Eukaryota, Fungi, Ascomycota, Sordariomycetes, Hypocreales, Hypocreaceae. The coding region runs from base 1 to 1341 and encodes 446 amino acids. The transcript has 4 exons. The record is from RefSeq and is a predicted model, not a curated record.
AUGACAAGCUACAUCAACUCCACUGAUUCAAACCCCUGGGAUCAGAUGAUUGUUCUUUCCCAGAAGGUCAUCAAUGAAUCCUUUCAGAACAUGUGGGAGGUUGCUCAGCUUGAUGGUGAUUCACCUCUCACUCACUACGAGCGCACUACUAGAGGUGGAGAAUAUCUCAAGUUUGAUGUCGGUGCCCCCUCUGUGGAAUUGCAGGUUGUCCCCAAGGAUGAAUUGCUUUUCUUCAAGCUACAUAUGACAAGCGGAUCUUGUUUCAUCUACCUGAGCGAUGACUCGAAUGAUGAUAGUCAUAUCGACUGGCAGAUAAACGACUGGGUUUUUGCUUUUUCGGUUAGCAUUGCGCAAAAGACGGUUGAAAAAGAAAGCCAAGAGUACAAGGACUUCAAGAACCGUUCUGGGCUCCUUAACUGGGACUUUUCGUUGGCAUGCCUCUUUAUUGAUACUUCUUCGUCUACCAAGUUUUCGGAGGAGCUGAGCUCUUUCGGCGACAGACAGUCAGAUUACAAUACCCUCAUGACUGCCAGAUCGAAGGGCGUCUUCCAGUCGUUCGUUAGUGAGUGGGUUAAUGUAAUGGCAGCGUCAGGAUGCAACAUCUUGGGUUACUCUGCACAGGCCAGUGCCGACACAAGUGACCAGUAUCAACCCACCUUCCCGCCUACUCUUAUGGACUAUGAUACCUACCCUUGGAAGGCUACUCCAACUUCGGCGAACCAAGACAACCUCGACACCAAUUCUCUGUGCUAUCUCAUGAUGUCCAACUUCACCGUGCCUGCAACUGACGCGGUAACCUACAGCGGCCAGUGGACAGAUGACCAGCACGGCGGUACUUAUGUUCUGAAUCGUUCCCUCUUCUGGCCCUGGAUGUUUACCGUGCUUCGGGACGUGGUCAAAUCCAUGGUCCCUGUUCCAGAUGUCCCAACGCUCUAUUGGGACAACACUGACCCAAACCACCCAUAUGCGUCUCGAAUGGAAUAUCACUUUGGAGAUAACACGGCUAGCGAUGACAGCUAUAAAUUUGUCUCAACUGGCCCUGGUCAAUGGUCUUGGACCGGUGUUCCCCUCAGCCAGUCCAACAAGGUCGCUAAUCCAAAUGAUAGCAGUGAUUACGAAACCAUUGUUGAAUCUACCAAUGUUCCUAAGCCUGGUGCUCGUAAGUGCAGCGUGCCACCCAAAGAAUACUUAACACAAGAUACAUACACUAAGACAAGGUUGAUAGCCCCUGUCAGCGGCGGCACUCUCAGUUUUACCGCCGGCCAAGAACAGAUCAGCCUGACUGGCAAGUCUACUUUUGUUGUCCGAGUAGACCACAGCAGGAAGAAGAAUCCCACAUAG